Messenger RNA from Phytophthora sojae, 2370 nucleotides. RefSeq lists its product as hypothetical. The transcript is spliced from 2 exons. The record is from RefSeq and is a predicted model, not a curated record. Bases 1 to 2370 code for a protein of 789 amino acids. NCBI's taxonomy places the organism in Eukaryota, Oomycota, Peronosporomycetes, Peronosporales, Peronosporaceae.
AUGAACGCAAAGCCGUUGUUGUGGUGCGCUUUCCGCCAGCACGAUAUCGUCAAGUCUGCAAGGUGGACUCUACGUGUUUCCAGCCACAGCAACUGCAGCAGCACUCACUCCCCCGCCCUGAUCAAAACUCUCUCCAUCAAACCUGAAAGGCGUCAACCUCUUUACUGGGCACCGGCACCUGAUGACGUGGCGAGCUCCUGGACCGAUGGCGAGCCGCCGGCACCGCCUUUGACUCUGUCUAUCACUCUACGAGAUCUAGUGGCCGAGGCCGAAGCGCUCCACGACCGACUGGACUUCGCCACCUUCGUCGACCUGGCAGAGUCCCCUUGCCUGCCGCACUAUCGCGACGGCCAGCCCCAGUGGAAGCGCGUUGAGAAAUCCUCUACCUUCACACUGCUCAAGCGCGACGACGAGGUGUUGGCUCUAGCUCGACUGGACGCGAGCGUUGAAGAGGUGGCCAACAUCUUGGCAGCCACCACGGAUCCGCUACACGCCGCUGCGAUGAAGGGACUCUACGGCGACGCGUUCAUCUCCGGCAGCGUGGCGUAUGUUCAACGACCAAACACUUACGAGCACGACCCAGUGCACCAGCAUCUCGCAGUGAAGACGACCAGCUUCGUGCACUCCGAUAUACUGGGUAAGAACGAGCAGUGGUGCUUCGCUGAGAACUUCCGCUGCAAACCUGAAGGCGGCAGCUUCACUCUCACGCAGGGAUCGCUGUCUGUAAGCCAAGCCCUUUCAUUGCCUGCGCGAUCGGCGUUGAAGGAUAGCGCGCGUCGUGUGGCACAGCUUCGAGACGUGACAGCAGCUUAUCUGGUGGAGCGAAUGCCUGGGAACCAUGGGAUCCGAGUGGUUUUCCAUGCAAUCUACAAGUUUGGCGGUAUCGGUGGCGAGAAGAACGACGCUGAAGGAGAAGCGCCUGUGGUAAUGCGGAAGGCUGUGCGCGCGCGCUUGCUGCGUCUUGCACGCGGCGUCGCAAAACUCUCGCAACUGGUGCGUCGUCGUCGGUUCGGAGCUCAAGUGUACGCGGAUUGCUCGGCUUUCGACGUGCAGAACCCUCGCUGCACGUGUUGUACGAGGAAACUUUCGUUCCUGAUGCUCAUGCCGCGCACUCGGUGCUACCUCUGCGGCUACUACGUGUGCGUGACCUGUACUUCGUCCGAGAAGAUGGAGACCCACAACGGCCGCCUCGCCUCCAUCAUCGUCUGCACUCGGUGCCGACUGAGCGUCACUUCUUGCGACUACAAUCACAUGCUGACGGUGCUUCCAGGCCCCGAGCGUGCGCUACCAGAUCCAUCCCCGCGCUCGGCAUUAAUCAAGCCGCUCUCUUCAUCAAGUCGAUCGAGCAGAACGUCAAGCCGGACGUCCGACCUGUCAUCCUUCUCGACGGUGAGCUCGGAUUCUUCAUCAAGCCAAAUGCUCGCCGAGUUGCUCGGUUUGGUCGUGGAUAGCGACUCGGACGACGUCACAUCUGGAAAGCGGCAAGCGGCAUUCAUGGUGCUCAACCAGCUUCUAACGGCGGACCAAGAAGAGGCCCAAGUGCAGGCAGAUGAGAACAAAAAGAAGCUGAAUGCUGCUAUCCCGUUGUCGCCGCACGCAGAAGCUGCCCAUAAGGCGUUGGAUAUAUCCGCGUACCCUGAAGAUCCUGCCGAGUGCAAGUUCGCAAGUGCUGAGAGUCGUCCGUAUCCAAUGGUACCCGCUGUGAUUCCGAGCGAUACGGACUCGAGCGAUCCACCCGAGCCAAUUAUUUAUCCCAUCCCGGCAAAUGAAGAUGUUCGCUUGGCUGCAAUUGAGCACUUCAAGCUUCACGAAGUCCUGAAUGUGCCCGAAUUGAACGUCAUCUGCGCGCUUGCUGCCGCUGAAAUGGGCUGCCCACACAGCGUCAUCACUCUCGUGGAGUGCGAGGUCGUGACGCUACUUGCGACCAAUGACCCCGAAAAUUGGGACCUUGGUAGUGGAACCCCCCGUGAACAAACGUUCUGCCAGCACUUUGUCAUGGACGACCAGCCGCUGCUCGUGCGCCACGCCGAGGCUGACAUGAGAUUCUACCACAUCGCGCCCGUGACAAUGCGAAGCUUGCGCUUCUACGCAGGAUUUCCUGUGUCCGUUAGCUCCGUGAUGAAGUCGGGAAGGCCAGGUGAACCUGACAAGGUCGUCGUUGGAGCGUUGUGCUGCCUCGAUGCUAAGCCGCACCAAAUCACGAGGUCGCAGUACUGGCGGAUGAUGAAGCUCGCAGAUGCGGCCUCGAGUAUCCUCGAGAAAAACGCGAAGGAGUAUGGUAAAGACCACAAAAACUAUCCACGAGUCCAAAACGUGGUCGGAGCCGAAGCUACUACGCAGAAGAACGCAACUGCAGCAGUCGCCUGCUAA